CGCUGCAGCUGUCAGAUUGGGAGCCGCCUUCAUCCCAAACAGCAACAACAAGAGCUUAGAGAGCAAAAAAGACAGAGGAAUGUCGUCGCCUGUGUAGUGCAGUGCUUAUAGGACAGAGCAUCUUCUGAUUCUGGAGCCAUCACCAAAAACCCUCCAAUUCUCAACCCAGUGCUGCUAUGGAGACCCCCAAGAACUAUGUCUUCAUCCACGGGAAGAACGUCUCCCACAACACGUUGGCUGGCUCCACUGCGGGACCCCACAUGUCCAUUGACAAGCUGUUUCCGGCUCUUCUCGAGUGCUUUGGAAUCAUUCUGUGUGGUUAUAUAGCUGGACGGGCUGACAUGAUCACGGAGAGCCAGGCAAAGGGUUUGGGGAACUUUGUCUCUAAAUUCGCUCUUCCUGCUUUGCUCUUUAAAAACAUGGUCCUGUUGGAUUUUGGGGACGUCAUUUGGGCUUUCCUUUGGAGUGUCUUGGUAGCAAAGGUUACAGUGUUUGUACUGGUGUGUGUGCUGACGCUGAUGGUGGCCAGUCCAGACAAUAGAUAUAGCAAGGCUGGUCUCUAUGCCAUCUUUGCUACCCAGAGUAAUGACUUUGCCUUGGGAUACCCAAUUGUCGACGCUUUGUAUCGAAGUACGUACCCAGAAUACCUGCAGUACAUCUACUUAGUCGCCCCGGUUUCCCUCAUGCUCCUCAAUCCCAUCGGCUUUGCUCUUUGUGAGGUGCAAAGGUGGAGGCAGGCCAGCCAUCUGCAACACAGUAGUCUUAGUAUUCUGGGAAUUGUAGUUUUACAGGUGUUGAAGAACCCAAUAGUGUUCAUGGUGAUAGUGGGAAUCAUCUCUCAUUUUGCCCUGGGAGAACGGAUUCCCUCUGUUCUUUCUGAGUUCAUCGAUGGCCUGGCCAACUCCUUCGGAGGAGCAGCGUUGUUUUACCUUGGCCUCACUAUGGUCGGCCAGCUAAGAAAAUUAACCAGAGACACUGGAGUUGCCCUGAUUCUCCUCAUAACAGCCAAACUCCUGGUAAUGCCGUUGGUCUGCAAAGACAUGGUGGACAUCCUGGACGUCGGGGUGAACAGCACAACCCCGAACCACACCAGUUUAUCCAAUUUUGCUUUUCUCUACGGAGUCUUUCCAACUGCACCAAGCGUGGCUAUAUAUGCUGGCCACUACAACAUGGAGCUGGAGGUGGUGACGUCUGGGAUGGUGAUCAGCACUUUUUUGUCUGCUCCGAUCAUGUACGUGUCUGCCUGGUUGUUGACCAUUCCUUUGAUGGACCCUAGCCCCCUAGUGGCAGAGCUGGAAAAUGUCAGCUUCAACAUCAGCAUCAUGAGCCUCAUAGGACUGGUCUGGACCAUCGCUCUGAUGUUGCUGAGGAGGAAAUUUAAUCAGCUCCCUCAUCUAUUUGUAUUGAACCUUUUCCUGGCUCAGUUCUUAGUGUGCAUUAGCAUGAUCCUGUGGAACUUUCUGGUGAAACAAGAAGAUCAUUUCCUCAGUAAAGUUCUCACCUUCACUGUAUUGUAUGGAUCUCUGUACAGCACUUACAUCUGGACAGGUUUAAUCCCUCUGUGUCUUGCUCUGACUAACAGAGAUGAUCUGCUCAGACUCAGACCUGGGCUCUUCAUGGCUGUGGGCUGGGGGAUUCCCUUUGUGAUGGUUGGACUCCUACUCAUAUCAGGAGAAAGGACGGAAACCCUUGACUCUGCUUUCUUCUAUGGCAGAGCUCAGAUAAUCAGCUCUGCUGUUGUUCUGGGUGUGAGCCUGGCCCUUGGUGCCUUUUCUCUAAUGGGUCUGAGCCAGGGGGACCGGGAGCUGAUUGGGUACGAAGCCCUGAGCCGAACUGCUAUCACUGGGAUCAAUGAUGAACUGAGGGCCCCUGCUGACCUGGAAGAUCAACAACAGCAGCAGCAGCAGCAGCAACAGGAGGCCAACUCCACAAAUUCUCCCAUCUGCAGCAUCAAUUCACGCCACAGCGGAGUACCAUGUGACAGACAGCAGCCGAGUUCAUCAGACUCGGAGCAACCGCUCAAUUUGCCUCCUCCAGGCCUUCAGAAUACUGAUGACAAGCAGGCUGUGAGACAUGUGUUGCUCUGUUUGCUGCUCAACGUCAGUCUGCUGGCUAAUCUGUCCAGCUGUCUCUGGUGGCUGUUCAACAAAGAUCCAGGCCGGCUUUACCUGGAGCUGCAGUUUUUCUGUGCUGUGGCCAACUACGGGCAGGGCUUCCUUUCAUUUGGAAUAUUUGGUCUGGACAGACACCUCAUCAUUGUGCCGUUCAAGAACAGGUUUGUCAGCCUGUGGCACAGCCAAGAUGGAGAGGGUCUGAAUCCGUCUGCCGUGCCCGAGGAUGUCCGACUCACCCGUACCCAGUUUGUCCGCUACCACAAAGACCAGUGUGUACAAGACAUAGUGCACACUCACAGUGGCUCAAGGGAGAGUGUGAAUGCUUCGGCAGGUGAAUCAUUCCUCUGAUUGUCACAGGUUUGGGUGAGUGAAGCAGGAGAAUGGAAUUGGACGUUACCUUUCCCAUCAUCCCCAGUAUUUAAAUACAAAUCCUCAGAGAGAUGGCAAGUCACAGAAUCUGCACAGGAAUUCCAGUCCAGACGAAUCAUGCAACCAAAUUUCACUUCCUUCCAAUAUGGAGAGUUCAGAUAAACACCUCGGAUACAUUUCUACCCAUCAGGGACACAAUGACCUCUACUCAAGCGCGCCCCAGUUCUGCCCUGAAGGAGUCUUUCGAGGGAGUGACUUGGUGGACUGGUUAGAACAAGUUCUGUGUGCCAGAUGGGCCGAGGCCAAACAUUACGCCGUUCGUCUUCAGAGGGGCGGAGUGGUGCGCCACCCGACAGGCCAGCAGAGCUUCAGGGACGAGCCCACUCUAACCUACUACUUCCUGCAGGAGGAGGGAUGGCCCAGGAACAUCUUUGAGGACGAACAGAAACUUUGGGAUGCCAAACAAAAAGUACCUUAUGGUGAAAUUACCACAAGAUACUAGCUGGAUUGUUGCAAGACCCAACAUUACAUUACUCAUCAAAAUCUGUUUUACGGGGAGAAAAUCCUUUUGCAUUGUAAAAGUAUUGAGUAGUGCUUUGCCAUUGUCAUAAGAAAAACAACAAAACUAGUCUUGACCUCUGACUGGGGGUCAUAAACUCAACAUCCAGGCUUUUCCAAUUAUUUCCUAUCUGAGCUCCAGGUCAGGGUACCAACACUCUUCAAUGUGGUGACUGUUACUGAGGUACAAAGUGUCAAAUGUAUCUGUUUUUAGUGUCAGUUUGCGGGUUUGAAGACAUUCAAAUGCAAGAAGGUAUUUAGAAAAAGAGAGAGAGAGAUGAAGCUGAUAACAAGAAGGUUGAACAGAGUCAGAGUAGCAAGACACUCUUGUUUUAUGCUGUUUUUAAACAGAUAGAGAUUUCUAUUUUAUAACGCUAAGCAUGAGUGGAUGCUUCAAAUAUCAACUUUGUUUAAGACAAUGAAACAUUUUUACAGCUACUCCUCUCUCACACGGUGUGACAUGGCCUCUACUUCCAAUCGAAAUAAUUUAUGAUCGCUUACAUCAGGAAGGCAAGGAAAAAAUAUAAAUUUUUGAUUUUCUGUAUUCUAAUUUCUAAAAAACAGUCAUCAUCAAUAAGAUCUGGUCAAAUUUUUACCAAAACUGCAGAGUCUGAAUUCUGAUUGGUGCGUAAUUAGCGAGAACUUAUCUAAAAAGAGUGUGGUACAUAAAGACAGAAACACUACUGGUUGGGCAUUCAGUCCAUGAUCCAGAAUCUGGUUUAUAUCUAACUUUGUCUUUCCCUCUCUGAAAACUGAAUGAUGGACUUUUGUCUUAAACACUGGUGUUUAAGUAUGUGUACCAUUAAUGCGUGGAAAGCAGACAGUUAGACAGACUGAGUGUCUGUCCAACUACACUGCAGAGGGUUUUCAUGUUUCAGGUCAGAAGAGAAAAGCCCAGCUUCCUGAGAAAGCAGUGUUUCAUUUUGCACGCUGUCUUUGAACCAGUUUGUUGUCUGCUGACCUCUUGCAUGACUCACAUUGAACCAUUUUGCACUGACUGAAUAAAAAUUGAAAACAUGGA
Poeciliopsis prolifica (blackstripe livebearer) is the source of this 4062-nucleotide messenger RNA. Its product is annotated as integral membrane protein GPR155-like. Gene Ontology annotation, biological process: transmembrane transport. Lineage: Eukaryota; Metazoa; Chordata; Actinopteri; Cyprinodontiformes; Poeciliidae. Gene Ontology annotation, cellular component: membrane. Bases 177 to 2462 code for a protein of 761 amino acids. The record is from RefSeq and is a predicted model, not a curated record. The transcript is spliced from 19 exons.